Messenger RNA from Stegostoma tigrinum, 486 nucleotides. RefSeq names its product profilin-3-like. NCBI's taxonomy places the organism in Eukaryota, Metazoa, Chordata, Chondrichthyes, Orectolobiformes, Stegostomatidae. Gene Ontology annotation, biological process: regulation of actin filament polymerization; actin cytoskeleton organization; positive regulation of actin filament bundle assembly. Gene Ontology annotation, molecular function: actin binding. The transcript is spliced from 2 exons. The coding region runs from base 1 to 486 and encodes 161 amino acids. Gene Ontology annotation, cellular component: cytoplasm. The record is from RefSeq and is a predicted model, not a curated record.
AUGCUGGACUGGAAAGAAUAUAUAGCAACAGUUCUACAAGACAGCACCAUUGCAGAUGUUGCCAUCGUUGGAUGCACCCCCAGAAACAAAAAGAUUUGGGCGUGCAGGAGUGAUGGUGUGCUGGGCCAGAUUACAUCUCAGGAGAUCGAAGUGAUCAUUGACAAAGACAGAAAAUCAAUCCUCCAAAACGGGAUCACCAUCGGUGGGAAGAAAUACUCAAUCAUCCGGGACAAUAUGCUGCUGGAGAAGAACCCUUCGAUGGAUGUCAGGACACUAGGUGAUGAAGGAAAGAGCAUCUGUAUUGGCAAAUCAUCCAAUGCUCUGAUGUUUCUGAUGGGACAGAAAGGAGUUCAUGGAGGGGUUGUGAACAAAAAGAUGCAUGAUUUAGUGGAGUCCCUAAACAGAAAUGGACAGAUCAUGGACAACACCGUGUGGUCUUGGAGAAACACAGCAGGCCAGGCAGCAUCAGAAGAGCAGGAAACUUGA